CACAACUAUUGGAAGCCUUUCUCCCAGCAGAGGUGGAGUUGGUGGUGAGAAGCCGGAGGUGAGCAGUCCUCCCUGGGAGGACAGAUCCCUUCACCUUCAGAGGGUCACAUGCGGGGACAGCGUCAGGGCCAAAAAUGACCUCCAACAGCAGCACGGUGGGCCAGCUCCUUUGGCAUGGCCCAGUGUGCACCAGCUGGAAGCAGGAGCAGGAAGGGGCCAUCUACCACCUGGCCAACUGCAUCUUGCUGCUGGGCUUCAUGGCGGGCAGCGGAGUGUACGGAGGGCUCUACCUUUUCGGCUUCCUGGGCACAGGCUACCUGUGCCACGUGCUGUGGGGCUGGUUUAACGCCUGCGGACUAGACGUGGUUCUCUGGAGUGCCCUGCUGACGGCCGCCUGCCUGCUGCAGCUGGGACACCUGGUGUACCGCCUGCGCGUGGACACCCUCCCCGAGGAGUUCUGCCUCCUCUACAAGACGCUGGGCAUGCCCCUGCGGGUGCCCCUGCACACCUACCAGGAGAUCAUCCGCUGCUGCCACCAGCAAGUCUUGACCCUGGCCACAGAGCAGACCUACGCCGUGGAGGGCGAGACACCCAUCAACCAGCUGUCCCUGCUUCUUGCUGGCCGGGUGCGGGUGAGCCAGGAUGGACAGUUUCUACACUACAUCUUUCCAUACCAGUUCAUGGACUCUCCAGAGUGGGAAUCGUUGCACCCCACGGAGGAAGGGGUCUUCCAGGUCACUCUGACCGCAGAGACUGAGUGUAGCUACAUCUCCUGGCCCCGGAAAAGCCUGCAUCAUCUUCUGGACAGAGAGCGGUACAUCUCGGGCCUCUUCUCCGCCCUGCUGGGCUAUGACAUCUCGGAGAAGCUGUACACCCUCAAUGACAAGCUCUUUGCUAAGUUUGGGCUGCGCUUUGACAUCCGUCUCCCCAGCCUCUACCACGUCCUGGGUCCCUCAACCUCCGAUGGAGGCCUAGAGUCUGAGAAGGACGAUCAAGAAAACUGUGAGCCAGCCAUGUCGCCUGCAGAGGCUCUCCCCACCUCUGCCCAGCCCACACCCUCUGUGACUUCCUCUCCAAGUGCCACCAGCCUUCCCGCACCUCUGCCCCGGGCCAGGAUGUCAAGGCCCGACAGCAGCGUCCUGGGUGAGGACUCCACCAGCCUGGUGCUGGAGGAUUUUGAGGAGGUGUCGGGAUCAGAGUCGUUUAUGGACUACAGGAGUGACGGGGAGUACAUGAGGUGAGGGCAGAACUCACCCGGGCACGCCCAUCGCCUCGGGACCCCACCUUCUAUGACAGCUCUCCGAAGCUCCCCUCAAGUUAGGUCCAGGGGACAGGCCCCUUUGGUUCCAAUCCAUACCCCUGAACUUUAAGGACCACUGGGCUGUUGUCUCUGCAGCCAAGAGUUCUAUUUUUCACGUUCACUGAAUGGUCACUUGGACACACACCUCUCCUCUCGCCCACUGGAAAAUUCUGGGACAAGAUGGGAAUGAACAGAGGGUACCAGCACUGCCGCUAUCCAAAGUGACAUGGGAAGACUCACCCUCAUGGGCCUUGCUCCGAGUUCGAAGCUGGACUCCAUCCUUUAUGGCCUGCAGAACCUUGGUGUGUUUCUUACCUCUGCGCCUAAUCUGUCUGUCUGCAAGCCCACCC
Messenger RNA from Jaculus jaculus (lesser Egyptian jerboa), 1650 nucleotides. RefSeq names its product popeye domain containing 2 (gene Popdc2). The transcript is spliced from 4 exons. The record is from RefSeq and is a predicted model, not a curated record. Bases 135 to 1241 code for a protein of 368 amino acids. Gene Ontology annotation, cellular component: sarcolemma. Gene Ontology annotation, molecular function: cAMP binding. Lineage: Eukaryota; Metazoa; Chordata; Mammalia; Rodentia; Dipodidae.